This is a messenger RNA of Triplophysa rosa, 6399 nucleotides long. It is a transcript of the gene trpc5a, whose product is annotated as transient receptor potential cation channel, subfamily C, member 5a. The coding region runs from base 642 to 3776 and encodes 1044 amino acids. Gene Ontology annotation, biological process: regulation of cytosolic calcium ion concentration; calcium ion transmembrane transport; manganese ion transport. The record is from RefSeq and is a predicted model, not a curated record. The transcript is spliced from 11 exons. Gene Ontology annotation, cellular component: membrane; cation channel complex. NCBI's taxonomy places the organism in Eukaryota, Metazoa, Chordata, Actinopteri, Cypriniformes, Nemacheilidae. Gene Ontology annotation, molecular function: store-operated calcium channel activity; inositol 1,4,5 trisphosphate binding; protein binding.
ACACCAUGACAACAGCAGCGCGCGAACGCUGGAAUCUGUGCAGCUCCCGCGAAGCCAAAUAUGAAGACAAGAUGCCGCUGUACGCGCGCAAGACGCACUUCUUCUCUUAAAAUACUCUUCCUUACGCUCGUUCCGCACUUUUGGAGGAAGACAACCGAGAUUUGCAAAACCACCUGUAUCUAACGCAAGUAUCCGUGUCAGUUAAAUACCCCUGAUGGGCAAUUCGUUAAAAAUCUGAGCCGUAGGAACUACGCCGAUGUCGUCCCUUUAUUAAAAUAAGGGCUCGGUGGUUGCGCGCUUCGGAGUGAUGAAAUGCGCAUUGGAGUAAGGGAUGCUCCUCAUGGCGUUUACGCGUGGAGAACCCGUCGGUGUGUGUGUGCCGUGUGCGUAAAUGUACGUGUAAGUGUGUGUGAGAGAUUGUGAAGGAAAACGAGGCUUUAUUUGCUUUCUACGAACCCCGCGCUUCAUUUCGCGGUGGAAAUAUGAGGAUCUCCAGAGGACGCGGCUGAUAAAUAGUAUUUCAGACUCCCCUGUCACAUAAGAAGACAAUACCACCAGCACGGAGAACCCUCCUCAGAGACCCCCUGUUUGAUACGAGGGGCGAUUAAAUAUCCAUACAGUGAAGCGCAUCAGCAUCCAUCAUGAAUCCCAUGUCACACCUGUACUACAAAAAGAGCAGCUACUCUCCGUACCGCGACCGGAUCCCACUCCAAAUAGUCCGGGCAGAGGUCGAACUUUCUACAGAGGAGCGUUCCUUCCUUUCCGCCGUGGAGAAGGGCGACUAUGCGGGUGUCCAGCACGCUCUGCGAGAGGCUGAAGUGUAUUACAAUAUCGACGUAAACUGCGUGGAUCCGUUAGGUCGCAGUGGGCUGCUAAUCGCCAUCGAGAAUGAAAACUUAGAGGUGAUGGAGCUUCUCCUGGAUUACGGGGUGAACACCGGAGAUGCCUUGCUCUACGCCAUCCGCAAAGAAGUGGUGGGGGCUGUGGAGUUACUGCUGUCCCACAGAAAACCCAGCGGCGAGAAACAGGUUCCAUCCUUAAUGAUGGACGCCCAGUUCUCAGAAUUCACGCCCGACAUCACUCCCAUUAUGCUGGCUGCCCACACGAACAACUACGAGAUCAUCAAACUCCUGGUCCAGCGCAAGGUCACCAUCCCCAGGCCGCACCAGAUCCGCUGCGACUGCGUGGAGUGCGUGUCCAGCUCCGAAGUGGACAGCUUACGUCACUCUCGAUCUCGCCUCAACAUCUACAAAGCCCUUGCCAGCCCCUCUCUCAUUGCCCUCUCCAGCGAAGAUCCCAUUUUGACUGCCUUCAGGCUGGGCUGGGAACUCAAGGAGCUCAGUAAGGUCGAGAACGAGUUUCGACAGGAGUACGAGGAACUUUCUCAACAGUGUAAGCUCUUUGCUAAAGACCUGCUGGACCAGGCACGUAGCUCCCGUGAGCUGGAGACCAUACUCAAUCACCGUGAUGACCAGAGCGAGGAGUUGGACCCGCGAGAGGGCAGAGAUCUGGCCAAACUCAAGCUGGCCAUUAAAUACCACCAAAAAGAGUUUGUGGCUCAGCCGAACUGUCAGCAGCUCUUGGCCACGUUGUGGUACGACGGUUUCCCAGGAUGGCGUCGCCGGCACUGGGCGGUGAAGUUGGUCAUGUGUAUUAUUAUCGGCCUGCUCUUUCCUGUCUUCUCCAUCAUCUACCUGCUGGCUCCUAAAAGCACUUUAGGGCUCUUCAUCAAAAAACCCUUCAUCAAAUUUAUCUGCCACACGGCCUCCUACCUCACCUUCCUCUUCCUCCUCCUGCUGGCCUCGCAGCACAUAGCACGCACCAACCUACACAUACAGGGCCCUCCGCCCACUCUUGUCGAGUGGAUGAUACUACCUUGGGUGCUGGGUUUCAUCUGGGCUGAGAUCAAAGAGAUGUGGGAUGGAGGUUUUAACGAAUAUGUCCAUGACUGGUGGAACCUAAUGGACUUCGCCAUGAAUUCUCUCUAUUUGGCCACAAUAUCCCUCAAGAUCGUCGCCUAUGUAAAGUAUAACAGUUCUCGUCCUCGAGAGGAGUGGGAGAUGUGGCACCCGACGCUAAUUGCCGAAGCUUUGUUUGCUAUCGCUAACAUCUUCAGCUCACUGCGGCUCAUCUCCCUCUUCACGGCCAACUCACACCUGGGGCCGCUGCAGAUCUCUCUGGGCCGGAUGCUGCUGGACAUCCUCAAGUUCCUCUUCAUCUACUGUCUGGUGCUGCUGGCCUUCGCUAACGGACUCAACCAGCUUUACUUUUACUACGAGACCAAGGCCGCAGACGAACCCAACCACUGCAAGGGAAUCCGCUGUGAGAAACAGAACAAUGCCUUCUCUACGUUAUUUGAGACCCUGCAGUCCCUGUUUUGGUCGAUAUUCGGCCUACUGAAUCUGUACGUGACCAACGUGAGGGCUCGGCACGAGUUCACUGAAUUUGUGGGCGCCACCAUGUUCGGCACGUACAACGUCAUCUCCCUGGUGGUUUUGCUUAACAUGCUCAUUGCUAUGAUGAACAACUCAUAUCAGCUCAUCGCUGACCACGCUGACAUUGAGUGGAAGUUUGCUCGGACCAAGCUGUGGAUGAGUUACUUCGACGAGGGAGGGACACUCCCUCCUCCCUUCAACAUCAUCCCAAGUCCCAAGUCAUGCUGGUACCUGUGUCAAUGGGUGCACAAGCGUCUCUGCGGGUCAGAGGCUGCUCCGCCUGAAGAACCCCACAAACACGAGAACCUGAAGGAAUUCACGGAAAAGCACGCUGACAGACUGAUCCAAAAUCAGCACUAUCAGGAGGUCAUUCGAAGUCUGGUGAAGAGGUACGUGGCAUCCAUGAUUCGCAGCGCUAAGACGAACGAAGGCCUGACGGAAGAGAACUUUAAGGAGUUAAAACAGGACAUUUCCAGCUUCCGCUACGAAGUUUUGGACCUCCUCGGCAACCGGAAGCCGCCCCGGAGGAACUAUUCCUCCAGUAGCGAGGCCACGUUCAGAGACGAGGUCAGCGAUGACGGCGAGGUGUCGAGCAACAACUGUCACCACAGCGACGGCAGCAGCAUCGGAGCCAAGGGCGUGACUUUCAAAACCAACACGCCUUCGGAUCCCUCCUAUGGCGUCUCCGCCCUCUUCAGCUCUAUCUCCGGAAUAGAGGUCGCCACGGCGACGGCAGCAUCACCGGCGUACAGGGAGGGUAAACCAAAGAUCAACGGAUUAAGGAAGAACCCCUCGCCCUCCUCUUCCCUUUCCUCCGUGGCUCCGGCAAGACCUGCACUUUCACGGACGUGGAGGCGCCUUUCACGCUUCUCUAGCUCCAAGAAGAACUCCUUCAGACGGCUCGGCCUGCUCUUCUCACGCAUGGGCAGUCACCUUCCCCAGCCCGCAGGCGUUACGGCAGCAACCUACACUAUCUCAGAUGGAUUGCUUCACCCACCCGGGGCUUGGCAGGACUUAGGCUUCACCAGGGGUGAUGGUCCUGUCACCCGCAGUGAGACCAACCUCAAUCGGGUGGAUGUGGCCACUUUAAAUGAGGGCGACAGUGUUGCCAUGGCAACUAAUGGACAGAGAGAUAACGUGAGGGAUGUUUUGCUGACAUUAGGACCUCUUUCCCCACCCACCUCCCUCCACUGUGCUUCCAAUUUUUCAGCUUCCAGUUCCCGCCUCCUGGACUCCAGCGAGGACGUGUUCCAGGGAUUGGUCGGGCCUUGUGAAGGACAGAUGCGAGACACCUCCCACUGGGUUACUGAACAGGAUGAUUCGGUGACCACGCAGCUAUAGUAUUGCUAGUAUGUACUGUACAGCACUUUGAUAAUAACAAUAAUCAGUGACGAUAUCAAUAACUAUUACCUUAACCACAACCGAUUUCUUUCUUUUAUCGCAUUUAGUUUGCUGCUGCAAUAUUAGUAUUUUCUCUCUGAGAUUUAACCAAAUCGAAAGCUAUUUACGAGGUGGAUGGAAUGACGGACAACAGAAAGGUUUAGAAGAAACGGAAACAUGUCAUAACCAGCAGAAUAGACAAAAGGGUUCAUUAGAAAUACACAAAUAUUUGGAUAAGUCAUCUGAGACAUUUAUUCACCAGUUUACCACUUCAUUAUCUAUUUGUGUUGCUCUCUCUCUCUCUGUACCACUUUGACAUGCUGUGGAAGCCAGCAGUUCUGUUUCAGACAGUUGUGUGAAGAAUUUCAAAAUACAGAUGCUGAUGAUGACGGUGUCGAAAUGACAGAAAAAUCAUUACAAUCAUUUAAAAUGAACAUAAAAUCAUGUCGACCAGGUUUCCUUUUUGUCGUAUAUGUGCAUGGUCUUACUACGCACAAAUCAUCAGCGCACAUCACUCCAAAGAGGAAAAAAUGUUCGUCUUUAGAAUUGUUCAUCAAAAUGUAACAAUUUUGUAUCUGAAAUUACUUCCUUGUCUGACGUCGCCUAAGCCAUGCAGACUUUUGGUGAAUGUUGCCAAAUCUAUUGCUGGUUAACUUCAAAGCUGCAAUCUAUCAUUUGAUUGGUUAGUUCAACUUUAUUUAAAUUUAACCCAGGUAAGAUAAGUACUUAAAGUUGCGAUUUUAUGUUUCAAACAGAGAUGGCGAUAAAGAGACUAAAUUUAUGGAUUGCAUCAUUAAUAUUGACUUUUUUAAUUAAUAUUUAAAAAAUCUCUAACAGCCAGUUUAUAGAAAAUGAAUUAAACGCUGUUGACAAGUUCAUUUUAAUACUUUUUGUUGGUUAAAUAUUUACAAAAUCCACAGACAAACAUGAAGGUGGCCAAUUGUAAUAUGUUAUGAAAAAAUUGGAGAUAUGAGGUUUCAGUCCGCCAGCGACGAUAUAAUAACAUUUCAGCAAUAAUAGCAAAUAAUGAUCAAUUUAAUGAAGAAGUUAUCAUUGGUGAACUUUAAGAUGCUUGUGUGUCUCAAACCUGUUGUCAUUUUAAAUCUGUGUGACUUUCUUUCUUCUGCAGAACACAAAAGAAGAUAUUUUGAAAAAUGUUGGUAACAAAAACCGUUGGUCCCUAUUCACUUGCGUUGGUUUUGUGUCCAUGCAAUAGAAGUCAAUGGGGACCAAUGUUUUUAGUGACCAACAUUUUUCAAAAUAUAUCCUUUUAUGUUAUGCAGAAGAAAGAAAAUCACACUGGUUUAAAAUGACAACAGGAUGAGUAAAUGAUGACAGAAUUUUCAUUUUGAAGGUGAACUUUUCCUUUAAAAAACUAUCUACCAAUUCGUUCCAUUUGUCAUCCUGUUCCAUACAGUACAUCUCACCAUUGUGCACUGAAAGCAAUGUCACUUCAUAAUCGUUGGUUUCAUUUAUUAAAUAUAGUUUGUGUUGGAACGUGUACAUCACAAGAAACAUAUCUUAUAUAUACUGUAUGUGACAGGAUAUGAUGUUCAUGCAUCUCUCGGUGGUACAGAUGUGGUAUUUUACGAAGGAGCUUACUUGUAAGCUAAUGCUGUUUCUCACCUGGUGUAACAGUAAGAUCCUUAACCUUAGUGCUAUAAUACAUGCACAUCAUAGUCUGGGAUUACUCAUGUUAUGCACCCGGAGGGCUGAAGUUAUGCUAGAAUCUAACAUGACUGAAAUCUUAUUUUUGUAUUUUGAAUAGCAUGUAUAAAUGAUUUAAUUUCAAGACUGUUUUAGUCUAGACAGACUUUAUUUAUACAGUAUAUAUAAUAUAAUAUAAUGUUUUGGGAGUUCUCUUUUUCGUUUGACUGCUUUACUUUUUACUAUGUGUGAAUAUUAAUUAGUAUAUUAUAAUAAUCAGGUACAGGGGAAAUGUCCAGGGACAUGCAUCGAAUAUGAAAUCCCCCUAUUGUGCGAUGAUGAAUGCUGACAAAACAUAUACAGCGCCUGCCAAAAGCACUCUGACGUUUAAUCAACUUCAAAACACACUAAAAUUUGGCAUUGUUUCACGAUUCAACUUGAUCUUUUGAUUAUAUAUUUAUUCCUUAAAUUGAAAUAAAAAUGUCAAGAGAACCCCAUAAUCUACACUCUUAGUAGCACAUUCUUAGUAGACUGAUGCAUUCAUGGCUGCAACAGUGUGCUCUUUAAAAUAAUAAAAUGUGGGGAGUAAAUCCUUUGUGUUUAAACAUUUUCUAACAUAGACGAAUGUAAGUUACAGUGCAGAGUUUCUGUGCCUUGAAAUAAAACAUCACAAAGCACACAAUUUCAGCGUAGGACUGUGUAAUCCAGUCAAAUGAGAGAGUUGGUUAAGGUCUGAAUACUUUCGUCAAGGCGCUGUAAAUGCUUGUGUAAACACUUGAAUGAAAUACACGCUCUCUUGUAUGAUUCUUACAUCAGUUUGUACUUUUCCUUGGAAACGUGUGAACAUAUGAUAAAGACUAAAACGUAGUUCUGACAGCCAGAAUCUAAGCUCAAGGGAAUGCCGAAUAUGCAGAUUCAAUAAAGCAGAGUAACCGUG